Molecule: messenger RNA, 459 nt
Organism: Bombus pascuorum
Lineage: Eukaryota; Metazoa; Arthropoda; Insecta; Hymenoptera; Apidae
Gene: Obp12
Exons: 5
Coding region: 1-459 (152 amino acids)
Molecular function (GO): odorant binding
Source: RefSeq, a predicted model, not a curated record
AUGAAGAAUUCAGCGUUUCUUGCUUCGUUUAUCCUCUAUUGCGGUCUUUUCAGUCAAAAUGUAAUUGUGUCACACGCGAAACAUCCACCUUUUCCUCCAGAAAUAAUACACGAUUGUAUGGAUCGUGAAAACAUAACAACUAAAGAAUUGAUGAUACUUGAUAGUUCACCGGUUGAGACAAUCAAAUUAAUAGGCGGAAAUAUGGAAGACUUCAGAAAUAUCGGAUGUUUCUUAGCUUGCGCCUUCCAACAACAUGGCGACAUGUCAGGAUCUACUAUGAAUGUACAAACAAUGAUAGAUCGUAUGCACGGAAUGCAUCACGAUCACAGAGAUCCCAAUCCGUUUUUCGCUAACGCCUUGCAAACAUGUGCAGAUUCGCUUGGAGAAACAGAUGACGAAUGCGAAGCGGCUCUUACCUUCCACAUAUGCUUGAUGGAAGCUUUCCAUAAUAAACCCUAA